UGGUGCCGUUUCACUCUCCUGCCGGCGGCUGAGCCGCCCCCCAGAAGGCAGAGCCAUGUGAGCGGGACCCGCGCCGCCUCCGCCGGCGCGUCCGGGAUGUGAACAGCGGCGCUGCCGCCCCUCGGGCAGGAGUCACGCCGGCGUCCAGCCCUGCCCCGGGCCAGCAUGACCGAGGUUAAAGCCAAGGAACCCCGGCCACCGCCGCCGGCCAGAGACGGGGCGGUCCUGCUGCAGGGCCAACCCGGCCGAGACUCCUUCCGCAGGGAAGCGGAGGCCAUCGACAUCUCCUUGGACGGACUGAUCUACUCCAAGAGCAGCGACGAGGAAGACGAGCCGGGGCAGCAACAGCAGCCGGACGAGGAGCAGGACCGGGACUCCCUCUCCUACCGGCCGGCUAGCGGCUCUCUGUCGGACACGGUUCUGGACACCUUCCUGGUGCCCACAGCUCAUGCCAGCUCCACCGUGCCCUCGGCGCCCUGGUCGUUCUUCGGGGCUGAGGCGGCGGAGGCACCCGACGACGCCAUGAACCGCUGCCCCUCGCAGAAAGCGGGCGAAGACGCCCCAGGACCACCUGCCCCCUCGCAACCCCCUCCGCGGCCCGUCCCGCUCUGGCCUGCCGGCGAACCGCUGACGGCCGCCGCAAAACCGCGUCCAUCGGGCCCGGGGGGCGGCGGGGAGGGUCCCGGUGAGGCUCCGAAGGGCGAUACACGAGGUGGGGACGCGGGUCAGGAGUACCUGCACGUACCUCUGCUGCCGCUCAACUCGGCCUAUCUGGCCUCGCGCACGCGGCAGCUGCUGGACGUGGCGGAGUUCGACGGCGGCGCCGCGUUGCCACGCUCCCCGCCGCCCGCCGUGGAUCUGCCGGGAUACGGUUACCCGCCGCCCGACGGCAAGGACGGGCACUUCGCAUACGGCGAUUUCCAGCCGGCUCUGAAGAUCAAGGAGGAGGGGCUCGGCCUCCCGACCCCGUACCCGGGCGGCAGGGCUACCCCUGCCCCGGCCUGCGCCGACUUCCCGCAGCCCCCGCGGGCCGGGCCGGAGCCGUCGCUGGAGUGCGUCCUCUACAAGACGGAGCCCACCCUCCUCGCCGGGCCCUACGGGCCGCCGGCGGUGGUAGCGCCACCCGACAGCCUGCCUUCCACCUCGGCCGCGCCGCCGGGCCUCUACCCGCCCCUGGGUCUCAACGGGCACCAGUCCCUGGGGUUCCCGGCGGCGGUGCUGAAGGAGGGCUUGCCCCAGCUGUGCCCGCCCUAUCUCGGCUACGUCCGGCCAGAUACAGAAACCAGCCAAAGUUCUCAGUACGGCUUUGAAUCGCUACCCCAGAAGAUUUGUCUCAUCUGCGGUGAUGAGGCUUCUGGUUGCCACUAUGGAGUACUCACCUGUGGGAGUUGUAAAGUCUUCUUUAAAAGGGCAAUGGAAGGGCAGCACAACUAUUUAUGUGCUGGAAGAAAUGACUGCAUAGUUGAUAAAAUUCGCAGGAAGAACUGUCCAGCAUGUCGCUUGAGGAAGUGCUGUCAAGCUGGUAUGGUCCUGGGAGGUCGAAAAUUUAAAAAGUUUAACAAAAUCAAGGUUGUGAGAACAUUAGAUGCUGCACUCCAGCAGCCAGCGACCCUUCAAGAUGAAAGCCAGUCUCUUACCCAAAAGCUGUCCUUUUCUCCAAAUCAAGAAAUACAGUUUGUGCCCCCAAUGAUAAGUGUCUUAAGAGGCAUUGAGCCAGAAGUUGUCUAUGCAGGUUAUGACAAUACAAAACCCGAAACACCAAGUUCCUUGCUGACCAGUCUAAAUCAUCUUUGUGAGAGGCAACUUCUUUGUGUGGUCAAAUGGUCUAAAUUGCUACCAGGAUUUCGGAAUUUACAUAUCGAUGAUCAGAUAACCCUCAUCCAGUACUCAUGGAUGAGUCUAAUGGUUUUUGCAAUGGGAUGGAGAUCAUACAAACAUGUCAGUGGUCAGAUGUUAUAUUUUGCACCAGAUCUGAUUCUAAAUGAACAGAGGAUGAAAGAAUCAUCGUUCUAUUCCCUGUGCCUAUCCAUGUGGCAACUCCCACAGGAAUUUGUCAGACUUCAAGUUAGCCAAGAAGAGUUUCUGUGUAUGAAAGCGCUCUUACUUCUCAACACAAUUCCUUUGGAAGGUCUAAGAAGCCAAAGCCAAUUUGAUGAGAUGAGAACAAGUUAUAUUAGAGAACUGGUGAAAGCAAUUGGUUUGCGCCAGAAAGGCGUUGUGGCCAACUCGCAGCGUUUCUAUCAACUUACAAAACUGAUGGAUUCCAUGCAUGAUCUAGUGAAACAGCUCCAUCUCUUCUGUCUGAACACAUUUCUCCAGUCCCGUGCACUGAGUGUUGAAUUCCCUGAGAUGAUGUCAGAGGUGAUUGCUGCCCAGCUACCCAAGAUUCUGGCAGGGAUGGUGAAACCUCUUCUCUUUCACAAAAAGUGAAAUGUCUUUUCUCUUAUCAUAGAGAUGAUUUCUGGGUCAUUUUUUUGUUUUGUUUAUUUUGGUCAAGAUUUUGCAAUGUCAAGACUUCAGUGUAUUUGUCAUACUUACUCUGCCUACUGCUUUAUACUUGUAACAUACACAAGCCGUUUAAGCUUGAUGUACAUAUUGUGCGUUCCUGAUUCCUUAACUGCAAAAAUCACAACAGUCGUAAGAAAUGUUUUGUAAACUUGGCUAAGUUGCUUUUAAGAUAUGCAUAAGAGUGUCAAUGAAUAGAGUUGUCAGAUUUCUAAGAACAGUUACCUUAAACGUUUUUGUUACAUACUACAUGCUCUCAAAUUUAUGAUAUGACAUGGUGUAAGGUUUUUACUUUAACACACUGUGUGCAUGGCUGCACGUGGGCAUGUGUAUAAUACAAGAUUUUGGAGGAAUUAAAAUAAAUAUUGCCCACAUUUUCUCACAGAUAUUUCACUUGUUAUUAAUUAAUCUGCCUCACAGAAAUAUCUUUUCAGUCAGCUGUCCGGGAUUACAUAGAUGUUGCUCACCCUCAUGAGUAACUAGUGUUAGGCACAAAGUAUACAUUCAUAUUCUUGUCUGUGCUCAUACUGCGUUGAAAUGCUGAGUUCAGUAUGCUGUUUGCUGCACUGUUCAGUGUUGCUCUCCUUCAAAAAUAGGAAAGCUUAGUAAAAUUUCAGUGUAUAUUACAACAG
Molecule: messenger RNA, 3137 nt
Organism: Neopsephotus bourkii (Bourke's parrot)
Lineage: Eukaryota; Metazoa; Chordata; Aves; Psittaciformes; Psittacidae
Gene: PGR
Product: progesterone receptor
Exons: 8
Coding region: 166-2430 (754 amino acids)
Biological process (GO): steroid hormone receptor signaling pathway; regulation of DNA-templated transcription
Cellular component (GO): nucleus
Molecular function (GO): zinc ion binding; steroid binding; nuclear steroid receptor activity
Source: RefSeq, a predicted model, not a curated record